Cylindrotheca closterium is the source of this 873-nucleotide messenger RNA. NCBI's taxonomy places the organism in Eukaryota, Bacillariophyta, Bacillariophyceae, Bacillariales, Bacillariaceae. The record is from the annotation of a GenBank genome assembly.
AUGGGCGCCCUAGACAGCAUUACAGAAUCUCCGUUGAAUACUGAGAGCGAAACGGAUGUUGAGCUGAGUGUCCCGCUGGUGGAAGCCACGCCGAUUGCUGGGAAUCAGACUCAUCCUCCUGCCACGGCACCUUCUCUGCCGGAAAAAGUCCGCGUCAAGGUCACCGCGCCGUCGACGCUCCCUCCUGGCUAUGUCAUGCAGAUCCUGUAUCAAGAAAAAGAUGAAAGUGGAAAUGCCAAGGAUAAAUGGAAGAAGGGAGUUGUCAAAGUCCCCGUGGACGGCAAUGGAGUGGAGAAGGGCGAAUUGUUUGAAGCAGAAACCCAACCGUUCGAUACCGUGACACAGAUCCGUGGCUAUUGGCAUGGAAGCGAGUUUGAUUCUAAAGUGUGUUGUUGUUCUCCAACUACCGACGCCGACUUCUGUUUGUUGUCGUGGUUCUGCCCUACAGUUGCGUGGGCUUGCCUCUACGAACAACUGAUGGAUUUGGAGAAGCAGAACGUUGGUAACAAGAACUACCGUCCACGACUAGUGGCAAAGUCAAUGGGUUUUGUCUCGCUACUCUUCGUGGUACUUUCUCUUGUAUCGUUGGCUUCGAGGACUGCAACAACUGAAUCCAGUGGCAAGGGUGAUUCUGGGUCCACAGGCAUGUUCGGAAUUGUCUUUUUGGUGCUUGGGAUUUUUGUGCGAUCAAAGAUUCGGGAAUAUUACAGUAUCAAGGGUGGGAAUUGUUUCUAUGAUUGCCUUUGGAACAUAUGUUUUGGAACAUGUUCCGUAUUGCAGUCGUAUCACCAAAUGAAGAAGGCUCACGAGCAUCCGCACCUCGGAUAUCUUCCCAAUGAACCCCUUCCAGCAGAGGCUGAGAAACUGGUAUAA